AUCGCAUUUGCGGGACCUAAAACUGUACUUCCAGGUUCGUAGAUUUCAACCUCAUCGACUUUGAGCUCCCAGUGUGUGGCAUUCCACCACUUCGCUGCCCACUGGUGCAUACCGUCAUGAGCCGCCGAAGUCUCCUCCCGAGGAGAGUCUUGUCCUCACAAUUGAAGGCUCCCGGUUUUGUGUGCAGGCAAUGCAGAGCAAUUCAGAUCAGCGCAUCCCCCACCACCGAUUCCCGCCCAGCUGGCGAUGCCUUCGGAGCUUACCCCGGGGGAUCCAGGGACUCAGCAGACGCUCGCUUUGAGGUCCUAGGCUCACCGCACUCUCUCCUAUCCGUCACGCUGUCGGCAUCGCAGCGACUCUACACAAGACGAGGGUCACUUGUCUCUGUCGCCGGCAAAGUCGAGAAUGCACAAUCCACGCUUACUCUCCUCUCCCCGCUACGACGCGCCGUCCUCGGCAUCCCCUUCCUCUACCAGCGCAUCUCCUCCACGACGCCCAUCACCGCCCUGAUCGCGACAAAAUCCCCCAACACAACCUUUUCCAUCCUCCACCUCGACGGCACAACCGACUGGAUGGUGGCCCAGCGCAACGCCCUGCUCGCAUGGACAGGCCACACACUUACCCCCUCCCCGCGCAUCCAACAGGGCCUCUCCAUCGCACACUGGGGCAACACGCAUCUCACCGGCCGCGGGCUGGCGGCGCUGUCUGCACCGGGACAGAUCUAUGAGCUGACACUGGGCGAGGGGGAGGAGAUCACCCUGCACCCGUCGCACGUGGUGGCGUAUUCGGUUACUAAGAACCCGCCGCUACCGUUCCGGUUCAAGAGUACCAGGUUGAGCUUGCAGGUUCCGGCCGUGCCAAGCUCGAUUACAGCUGCGGCACGGAGGGCUAUGCCUGAGAGACUGGCCAGGUUCUGGAAUGCCAUGCGCGACACGGGGACGUACAAGGCUGUUGCAAGGGUGCUAUUUGGGGUAAGGACGGCGGCGAGAAGGUCGAUUUGGGGGGAUAGGUUGUUUUUGCAUUUUCGUGGGCCGAUGACGGUUCUCAUGUCGAGUCGUGGUGUGAGGGUGAGGGAUGUCUUGAGUCGGGAGGAUGUUAAUGAGAUUGCGGAUACCGAGGCGGGGGUGGUGCCGGCGGCGCUGGAGUUGGCUGCGAAGCCGAGGGUGGAGGAGGAGGCGAAGGUGGAGGAGAAACCCGUGGCGAUACAUGUUGCGAGUGUUGGGAAGGAUGGGAAGGUUAGUUUUGAGGAUGUGAAGGAUUUGAGAGACUUCGUGAGGUGAUGGGAGGUGGGCUGGUGGACUUGUAUAUUUCUUUGUAACUGUAGAAUAUGCCAUGUUCUGGCGAACGGGAUCGAGGGAAGGGUGUAAAGAAUAAAAGUAGAAUUUCAGUUUCCAA
Molecule: messenger RNA, 1395 nt
Organism: Canariomyces notabilis
Lineage: Eukaryota; Fungi; Ascomycota; Sordariomycetes; Sordariales; Chaetomiaceae
Exons: 3
Coding region: 117-1280 (387 amino acids)
Biological process (GO): inner mitochondrial membrane organization
Cellular component (GO): mitochondrial inner membrane
Source: RefSeq, a predicted model, not a curated record